Messenger RNA from Plodia interpunctella (Indianmeal moth), 1667 nucleotides. It is a transcript of the gene Kynu, whose product is annotated as kynureninase-like. Gene Ontology annotation, molecular function: pyridoxal phosphate binding; kynureninase activity. The transcript has a single exon. NCBI's taxonomy places the organism in Eukaryota, Metazoa, Arthropoda, Insecta, Lepidoptera, Pyralidae. The record is from RefSeq and is a predicted model, not a curated record. Bases 43 to 1326 code for a protein of 427 amino acids. Gene Ontology annotation, cellular component: cytoplasm. Gene Ontology annotation, biological process: NAD+ biosynthetic process.
UAAAACUCGCAAAGACCCAAGUUCACUCGAAGAAACACCACCAUGGACACCAAAUUCGAAAACGGGCCAGAAUAUCCAAAAUUACUAGAUAACAAUGAUCCUUUAGGACACUAUCGUCAAAGAUUCUACCUAAAAAAGGACUCAAUUUACAUGUGUGGAAAUUCCUUAGGACUAGCAUCUAAAGACGCCGAAGAAACUUUACAACAUGCAAUAGAACAAUGGAAAGAACAUGGAAUCAAAAUCUGGAAUGUGGAGGGGAACAAAUAUUACUUAUACUCCUCUUACUUAGCCCGACUGCUGGCACCUCUAGUAGGAGUGAGAGAAAACGAAAUCGCUGUCUUAGAAUGUACAUCAGCCGUAAUACACCAAGCAAUCAGCACUUUUUACAAACCAACUAAAAAUAAAUAUAAAAUCUUAGUCGAUGAUAUAAAUUUCCCAACUGAUCGAUACGCGGUGGACAGUCAAGUAAGACUUAAAGGGUAUGAACCAAAGGACGCAGUGAAAGUUGUGAAAAGUUUUGAUGGAAAAUAUAUGAAAGAAGACGACAUUAUUGAAGCAAUGACUCCAGAAGUUUGUCUAAUAUUACUCCCUACGGCAUACUACAGAACUGCUCAAAUACUAGACAUGAAGAAAGUGACUAAAGCAGCGAAAGAAAAAGGAAUUCUUAUAGGAUGGGACUUGUGCCAUUCAAUAGGAGUGCUAGACACGGAUUUGGGAUCAUUAGAUGCAGAUUUUGCUGUUUGGUGCAACUAUAAGUACUUGAACGGCGGUCCAGGAGCGGCUGCGGCUCUGUACAUCAAUAGAAAACAUUUCCAGCUGCUCCCGGGGCUAGCUGGCUGGUACGGGAACAAGCCAGAAACACAGUUCCAUUUGAAACAAGAAUUUGAGCACCAGAAAGACGCUAACGGUUGGCAGAUUGGCACUCCUUGCGUAUUCUCCAUGGCAGCGAUGGAAGGCGCUCUAAGAAUGUUCAAUGAAGCCGGCAUGGCGAAUAUUAGGAAGAAAUCCUUACAUAUAACUAAGUAUAUGAUGUAUUUAGUGGAAGAAAAAUUAGCGAAAUUCGGGUUUGUAAUAGGAAAUUUGAAGAAUGACAGUCAAAGAGGAGGUCAUAUCUGCUUGGAGCAUGAUGAGGGGUACAGAAUAAGUGUAGCAUUGAAGUCUCGAGGAGUAAUAGCGGAUUUUAGAGAUCCCAAUGUUAUAAGAUUGACACCAACAGCACUAUAUACAAGUUAUAUGGAGGUAUAUGACGUAGUGAAUAUUCUAGUCGAUAUUAUGGAGACAGAAAGCUAUCUCAAAAUUGGACUGAAAAGGGACUAUGUAGUUUAGAGAGCAAGCUCUAAUUUUUCGAAGUAAGACGCAGCGAACCAAUCACAUUGCGGCGUGAUUGUCGUCGUCACAAUACUAUAUUGUGGUUGGUUCCCUGCGUCUCGUUUCCAAAACUCGACGUUCGAUAUCGAAUAGCAAAGCCGCAAACUUUUGGCUGUUAGGUAACUUCGAAUCAAACGGUACUCCAUUAGACAUUCAUGCAAGGAAGUUUGAAGUCUUUAAAUAGUAAAAUAUGUAAUGUAGUUUGAACAUGGAUUUAGUAAGUACUUUGUCUACUAAUUCCAUUAAUUUGAAUAAUAAAUAUUUCUUCUACAGAGAUGUCAAUAAAUAAUUCUUUUUUA